AUGCCUUUCAUGCACUCCAAGGGUGCGACGACGCUCGGCCACACAUUUAGAAAUUUUGACCAGACGAUAAUCACAGUAAAAGUUGGUGGAAAGGACUACCCUGAGUCUUUCAGCUGCCAUCGCGAACUUCUGCGACGAUGCUCACCAUACUUCAACACAUGUCUAGAGGAGAAGAGCGACUCACCAUACGAGAAAUCGGGUACCACACUUGAGCUUGACGACACUAGCCCCGAUGUGUUCGACGCCUUCAUGCUAUGGCUAUACACAGGCUUCAUCCCGCAUCACCUCAUCGAAGGCGGGAAGGAGGUGCACCCUCCAACACAUGCCGUCAAUGUCAAUGGAGGCGACAGCACGAACACCAUCGAGCAGACCGAGAGUGAUGACGUGGACACUGCCUCCUGGGGCAUCGCUCUAGAGGCCGAUGAUACAGAAUCAGAUACCUCACCAGCCAACGCCGAACCAGCAGCCAGCCCUGCACCUAGUACGGAGAAAGUGCCUGGCGACGCCGAACCCGAAAAGGCUGCCGUAGUACCGCCUCCACGAAACCCCGCCGAGAAGCCCGAGAUACCAAAAGAGACACUAUGCCCAUGCUGCUCAAGACCAUACAAGUGGAGAGGAUUGGAAGGCUUCCUAGAGCGCCGGUUCAUAUCACUCUACGUCUUCGCACACCGCUACGCCAUCCCAAAGCUACGCCGCGCCGUUAUUCUAGCAUGGCAAACGAACGACGAGAUCCUACAAGUCAUGCCCGACCAUAGCAAUGUCAUCGCCGCCUACGAAAGCCUCCCACCAGACGCACCGCUGUGCCGAUACUUCCUUGAUAUGUACUCCGUGUACUGGAACCCCGAUCGCGACGACGAGCGCACGAUAGCUCUGCGGAGUCAGCUUCCGCAAGCUUUCUUAUUCGAACUGGUGACAAUGUUGGCAAGGGGCGAGAGGCCCAAGAUGGAGAAGGAAUGGUGCGAGUUCCAUGAGCAUGAGAGUGAGGAAGAGAAGAAAGCUUGUCUGGAUGACUUGGCCAAGGAUCCUAUUGCGAGCAAAGCGCUUAGGCGGAUCAAGGAUAGCAAGGGCUGGAAGGGCUUGGUACUCAAGAAGGGCAAGAGAUGA
Molecule: messenger RNA, 1104 nt
Organism: Alternaria atra
Lineage: Eukaryota; Fungi; Ascomycota; Dothideomycetes; Pleosporales; Pleosporaceae
Exons: 2
Coding region: 1-1104 (367 amino acids)
Molecular function (GO): protein binding
Source: RefSeq, a predicted model, not a curated record